AUGGCCAACGAAGCUUUUCCCCUCGAUGUUAUUCAAGAAGAAGAACCGGAGGAAGAUUUGGAAGAAUGGCAAAGGACAAACGACCCCGCUCAGCUAAAACAGCACCGUACGCAGGCCAAGAGAAUCCACACGAUGGCACUCAAUCAAGCUCUCCUUGCCGUCCGAAUGCAGGAAGAUGUUGGAACAAUCGAGAUUGAGCGAACAAGCCUGGUUCGUGCAUACGACAUCGUUGAAAGAAUUCACCGUCGCUACGUGGAAGUCUGCAAGUUCGACGGCGAAGAUCUAGACAGAGAAACCAGCUGGGGAAUUGAUAUUUCCAUCAAACACUCGAGGGCGUUAACCGACAUGGCCAACUACAUCGACUCUCUUCAGGCCCGCGCAAGAUCAGUUGCUGGUUCCAGCCGUAGUAGUGUUUCCAACCGUUCAUCAACCUCAUCGACACGACGUAAACUUCAGGAGGCCGAGCGGUUAGAAAAGGAAACGCAACUAAGGAUUCAACAGGAAAAAGCCGAAGCCUUACAACAAGCCGAAGAGGAAGAACGUAGAAAGCAGUUCGAACUUGGCAAGAUGCAGCUCGAAAUCGCCAGAAAGGCAGAGGAAAGGCGGGUUGAAGCAGCACGUAAGGAACGACAACUGAAAAUGGAGUUAGAGAAGCAACGUUACACUAGCUCCUUGUUACGUAAACAACUCGCAGACGAAUUAGCGGAAACCGAAGAGACGGAUGAAAUCGAAACGUCCGGGUUUGAUAAAACAGAUGUCUGGAAAACUUCUAACGUCCCAUUUCAUGCACCCGCUACGCCUGUUCCAGAAUUCUGCAUGCCGUACAGACCAGCAACGACAACGCAACCAUGCUCUCAACACGGGCCGGCUGCGUCCCAACAGCCGUUUACGUUUGACCAGCCAUCUUCGUCGUUUCCUAACUUGAACGUCAACGCCUCAAGCUACGCACCCACAAACAUAUUCGAUCGGGUAGCUCAGCAAAUCAACUCCAGCGCACGUCCGCCGUCACAUCCAACAAUCGCGAUGUCGGCGCCUCCCGUACACAACCGAUUUACGCAACAAACGUUUCCGUCCCAGAGACCAGUUCCUGAUUCGCAACCAACGGUGUACUCCCCUGAUGCCUGGAUAUUCACCGUGAAUCGUCAUGACGCACCUCCGACAUUUCGUUCAUCAUCGAGACCGCCGAAAGCUGAACCACCGAAGUUUGACGGCAACCCGAUAAACUGGCCUAUGUUUAUCCAGUCAUUCAAGGUUCAGAUCCACGACACAUGUUUCAGCGAUGCCGAACGUCAACAUCAUCUACGUGCAUGCCUGACGACCGAAAUUCAGAAGAACCUCGGUGAAGUUCUACUCAACCCUGGAUUAUACUCCUUUGCAUUGAAAGAGCUGCAUCGGAAGUUCGGAAAUCCAAGAAUCGUAUCAACCGCCUGCUCUUCAUUGCUUCUAAAGCUACCUUCGUUUAAAGAUAGCGACUACGAAUCUUUAAAGCAGUUUUCGUCCACACUCCGUUCAGUCGUCGCAACUUUGCAACUGGGUGGAUAUGGAUUGGAGCUACACAGCAGCACCACUUUGGCUCAAUUGGUUGGAAAAUUGCCGCCCAACCUACGCAGUAAAUGGGCCGAAGUGAGCUAUCGAAUUCAAGAUAGAUUGCCUACGAUACUCGACCUGGACACGUGGCUCGAUGACGUUACGAUGGCGGAGUAUUUCGUCCGUGUUGGCGUCGACCCCACAUUCCAGCAAGGCAGUCAUCCGAAGACUCGAGAAAACGUCCACAAAUCGUCUAACGAAAAACCGAAGAAGUCGACCACGCCCCCUAUGGUCUUCUCCACAACCGUAAACAUCGCAUCCUGCCCAUAUUGUGACGGUGCUCAUCGCCUUUACCUCUGUGAGAAGUUUAAGGCGUUAAAUCCCACGGAGCGAUCGGAGGUAGUCAAAGAAAAAAGAUGCUGUUACCGGUGUCUCGACGACCGCCAUCUAAGUUCCGAGUGUAAAAGGGAAAAGGAAUGUGGAACAGAAGAUUGUAAACGUCUUCACCACCCUCUUCUCCACGGAGCACCGAGGAUGUAUCCGAAAACGCCACAAUCGAGCCUGACGUCACACUCUUCUCGAAAGGGCCCAUUUAACGGCGCGGUCUCCUACGGCUACGAAAACGAAACGACCCUGCUGCCUAUCGUCCCUAUGGUAAUCGAAGCUAAUGGUCGAACCUGGACCGGGUACGGAUUGUUGGAUCCCGGUAGCCAAAUCUCAAUGAUAACCAACGCGCUUGCAAACGAAUUGGGACUUCAAGGCGAGAAGGGAAUUUCGAUAAUCGGAACGUACCACGGCCGCGACCCAACUGCACACACGACAAAGGUGUCCUUCAGAAUCUCGUCGUUGGACAAAAGCAGUUCUUUCGAAAUCCCGAACUGUUACUCCGUUCCUGUCUUAAAAAUCAAGAACGAAAACGUCGAUCUAAAGAAGCUUGUCAAGGAUUGGCCUCAUCUAGCUGGAUUGAAGGUUCCCGCCCAAAAUUCCGUGGACGUGAACGUGUUGAUCGGCUCGUGUGAUAUGGCUCCGCAAGAAGUCCUUGAAAUCAAAAGAGAUCCGUUGAACGAGCGAGCUCCGCGAGGUCUCCGAACAGCCUUUGGAUGGUGUAUAACCGGUCCGAUUUCUCCGGCCGCCGUUGCACAACUUCAGUGCAACUCGCUCUCAUUAGCGCCCCCACCCGAUCAAGAUCUUGUGAAUGCGAUCGAUCGCUUUCUACUCACCGAGACCUACGAAGCCCGAGCAGGUGUCAAGGUGCCGGUCAGCGACGAUGAAUUACGUGCAAACAAGAUCCUAAACGAAACGACAAGAUUCGUAGGCGAUCGUUACGAGUCGGGACUCCUCUGGAAAAACGAAGAGCCGAACCUCCCCGACAACAGCCAGUCUACACUAGCUCGCUUCCUAAAGCUAGAACGAAGACUCAUCGCCGACGAAAAUCUUGGUAGAAGAUACUCCGCUGCAAUCAACGAAUACAUCAGCCUUGGUCACGCCCGAAAACUUUCAGCCGAGGAGGUCGAUUACCGUCCAGCUGGCCGUACCUGGUUUCUACCUCACCACCCUGUGAUAAAUCCGAAGAAACCUGACAAAUGCCGCCCAGUUUUUGAUGCCUCCGCGUACUACAAGGGAAUGUCGCUGAACUUUGCCCUGCUGAAAGGACCUGACCUGCUAACCAACUUAAUUGGUGUGUUGCUACGUUUCCGGCAACAUCCGAUGGCAUUGAGCGCGGAUAUCGUAAAGAUGUUCCACCAAGUAAGAGUGCGGCCACAAGACGGGCCGGCACUUCGCUUCUUCUAUCGCGACCCGGGUAUACAGGAACCGCCCUCCGUUUACCAAAUGAAUGUGCAACCCUUCGGCGCAGUUUGCUCCCCGACAAUUUGUGCUCACGUUCUACGUCAAGCAGCCGAAGACGGUGGGAUUGAUGCAGCCGACGCUACGAAACAAGUAAUCGACCAUUUCUACGUGGACAACUGGCUGACGUCAUUCCCAACUGCCGAAGAAGCUAUUCAGCAAGCGAAAAGGGUGACAAACGUUCUACGUCGUGGAGGAUUCGAGCUCGCCCAGUGGGGCUCAUCAUGCCCGAAGGUUCUGCUGUCGUUGCCUGGCAACCCAGUUUCGUCUAUCGACUUAGCGCUACACGGAAUGCCCAUAGAACGGACGUUGGGCCUCUCACUCGACUACGGUAGCGACUCGUUCGUAGUGAGCGCAAGCAUUAAACUGGAUGGAGAGACGAAACGUGAAAUACUACGAGAAACGUCAAGCGUCUACGACCCAUUUGGUUUUCUCUCACCGGUGUUGCUACAAGCUAAACUCAUUCUGCAAGCUGUAUGCAGAAAAUCGGUUGGCUGGGACGAUCAACUAGACCAGACGACCAUCGAUGAGUGGCAAAAUUGGGCCAUCUCCUUCUCGAAGCUAAACCCGCUUUCCGUCCCACGAUGUUUUUACCCAGAGCUACCAAAAGCACGAGGUGUGGGACUGCAUCUGUUUGCUGACGCCUCCGAAUCAGCGUUUGGUGCCAUUGCCUAUCUCCGUUUGGACAUCCCCGACGGCGUUAAAGUGUCAUUCGUUAUGGCCAAGGCAAGAGUAGCACCUAUCAAAUACGUUUCGAUACCCAGACUUGAGCUGUGUGCAGCAUUACUCGCCGCCCGCCUAGCAUCAGUGAUCAAGUCAGAACUUCGACUAAAAAUCGACCAAACCACAUUUUGGUCAGAUUCGACAACGGUUUUGAGAUGGAUCAACUCCCCACACUAUCGGUUUCAUAUUUACGUCGGAAACCGAAUAGGCGAAAUAUUGGAGCUGUCCGAAAGUAGUCAAUGGCGUUACGUCCCUACGGCUCAAAACCCAGCAGAUGACGUCAGCCGCGGCGUCACGUCAUCUGAAUUUUCCAUCGAACAUCGUUCUUCACCGGGAACUAACGAAGUAGAGGAUCCUGAAGUUCGCUGUACGAGAUGGGUUGGUGUGAUUCUACACGUAAACGAUUCCAUCGACCAGCUCACCACGUACACCUCCCGCUAUCCGUUUUUAGUCGGCGUUGUCGGCUACGUCAAACGUUUCAUCAGUAACGCUCGUAAAGAAAAAACUCAUCGCGAAUUCGGCAAAUUAUCGGAAACCGAGGUCAAGAAUGCGGAAGCAGAAUUGUUUAGGCGCGCUCAGAUGUCUGCCUUUCCAGAAGAUUAUAGCAAUUUAAAAGAGGGAAAGCAGCUCGAUCCUGGUUCAAGCCUAAUCACGUUAACGCCAUUCAUCGACCAUCAAAGAGUUUUACGAGUCGGAGGACGUAUUGAAAAUGCUCCAGCUCCACCUGAAGCUCGCCAUCCGAUCAUACUUCCAGCUGAUGAGAAAAUCACAAAGUUGCUAAUUUAUAGUCUCCACCUCGAGUUCGCACACUCCACUACAGAGAGAACCUUUCACGAGUUACGAAAGGUUUACUGGGUUCAACGUGGACGAAAAACGGUGAGAAGAAUUAUCAGCAAGUGCUUCAAAUGCAAGCAACACUACGCAAAAGCACUCUGCCCGAUGAUGGCCGCCCUUCCCGGUUACCGUCUGAAGCCUUUCUACCCCGCCUUUACACACACCGGAGUAGAUUUCUUUGGCCCGUACAACGUAAAGAUAUUCAGACGGAAAGUAAAACGCUGGGCCUGUUUGUUUACUUGCAUGUCAUCAAGAGCCGUGCACUUGGAAAUGGCAUACUCUCUUGACACUUCGUCAUUCAUCAACUGCAUCAGUCGCUUUGAAGAUCGCCGUACGACUUCGCAACAUUAUCACAGCGAUAAUGGCACGAACUUUGUUGGAGCUGUGCGUGAAUUCUCCGAGUGUCUUCGUCGGAUGGAACAACUAGCCAUAAGAGAUGGACGAAAACGAAGAACAGUGACCUGGAGUUUCAACCCACCUACCGCGCCACAUUUUGGUGGAACUUGGGAACGUCUAGUUCAGUCGUCAAAACGUGCCUUAAGAUUCGUACUUAACGAACAAACCCUGACUGACGAUACCUUAGUCACCACGUUAAUUCAAGUGGAGAAACUUCUCAACGGCCGCCCGUUAACGUAUGUAAGCGUAAACCCGGCGGAUCCCGAACCCAUCACGCCAAACCAUCUUCUCCUUGGACACGAAAAUCCGUACGUACCCUUCGACAUGUUCGACGAAAACGACAUGACGACCAAAAGGCAGUACCGCGUCGCUCAGUACCUCACGGAUUGUUUCUGGAGACGUUGGAUGAGGGAAUAUCUGCCCAGCCUUACGGAAAGACGGAAAUGGCUAUACGGACAAAAGAACCUCAACGUUGGCGACAUCGUGAUCGUUAUCGAGCCAGACACACCCCGUGGAGAAUGGCCCAUCGCUCGUGUCGUCAAGGUGUUCUCUGGACCAGAUGGCGUGGUCCGCUCCGCGAUCGUUCACCUACGUUCGGCCACCAAAACCUCCGAACUUCAUCGCCCAGCUGUGAAACUCUGCUUGUUGGAGUCUUGGGAUACGGAUGGUGCGUCCGCUUACGAACGCAGGGCCGGCUAUGUUCCGAAUCCUACAGCCCCAAAUAGUUAG
This is a messenger RNA of Daphnia carinata, 6054 nucleotides long. RefSeq lists its product as uncharacterized. Gene Ontology annotation, molecular function: nucleic acid binding. NCBI's taxonomy places the organism in Eukaryota, Metazoa, Arthropoda, Branchiopoda, Diplostraca, Daphniidae. The record is from RefSeq and is a predicted model, not a curated record. The transcript is spliced from 2 exons. Bases 1 to 6054 code for a protein of 2017 amino acids.